Messenger RNA from Xenia sp. Carnegie-2017, 1079 nucleotides. Its product is annotated as DNA-directed RNA polymerase II subunit RPB7. The coding region runs from base 111 to 632 and encodes 173 amino acids. The record is from RefSeq and is a predicted model, not a curated record. The transcript has 9 exons. Gene Ontology annotation, biological process: positive regulation of translational initiation; positive regulation of nuclear-transcribed mRNA poly(A) tail shortening; DNA-templated transcription. NCBI's taxonomy places the organism in Eukaryota, Metazoa, Cnidaria, Anthozoa, Malacalcyonacea, Xeniidae. Gene Ontology annotation, molecular function: single-stranded DNA binding; translation initiation factor binding; single-stranded RNA binding. Gene Ontology annotation, cellular component: P-body; RNA polymerase II, core complex.
CUAGGAGACCUUUUAUCGUGAAAUAUUGUAAUAAGUGUUAUUAAAUACAAUAUUCUUUGGUUUAUUUGACUGGUUGGGACUUGGAUUGCCCCCAUUUUGAAUGCCUCAAGAUGUUUUUCCAUAUAUCCCUUGAACACGAGAUAUUACUUCAUCCUCGGUACUUUGGUCCAAAUUUGCUGCAGACAGUGAAGCAGAAACUUUUCACUGAAGUGGAGGGAACCUGUACAGGGAAAUAUGGUUUUAUAAUUGCUGUGACAACCAUUGAUAAUAUUGGUGUUGGGGCUAUUCAACCAGGUCGAGGUUUUGUGGUCUAUCCAGUGAAGUAUAAAGCAAUUGUAUUUAGGCCUUUUAAAGGUGAAGUCUUAGAUGCAGCUGUUACUCAAGUGAAUAAGGUUGGUCUGUUCACUGAGAUUGGACCCUUAUCAUGUUUUAUAUCAAGACAUUCCAUUCCUCCGGACAUGAAGUUUGAUCCACAGAGUAAUCCACCAUGUUACAAAACAGAAGAUGAGGAUGUUGUCAUUCAACAAGGAGACGAAAUACGUUUGCGUAUUGUUGGUACAAGAGUUGAUGCAAAUGACAUUUUUGCCAUCGGAUCUCUUAUGGACGACUUUCUUGGUGUUGUUGGCGGUUGACGUGGAGAAGGUUACUCCGCGCCAUUGUACCUUAUCCAAAUGAUGGCUAUAACGUUUGCCAUGUAACAAAGACCCACUAAUGAAACUGAAGUAUCUUUAAGAGGACUCAACCUAAAUGAACACUGUUUUUUAAAUUAUUUUGUAAAAAAAGCACCGCGCCGUUUAUUCAAUUCUCUCUUUGGUCAUAUAUUUUUUAAUAAAUGUGCUUAAUAGCUGUGUGUUUUCCUAGGAUUCAUAAAAUAUCACAUUUCUAAAGCAACCGUUAAAUUUCUUCGUAUUGUGUUAAUAUUACGAUCAAUAUAAUCUUAUAUUGUAGUUCGAAAUAGGAGUCGAUUUUGGUCGUGCACAUUUCCUUGUUAUUAAUUAUACCGUUCAAAUUUCUUUCACAAAACACUUUAUACUGGAAUCAAAUAAAUGACUAUUAUGGAAAUAAUCGUGAUAUUUAAA